UGGCAGAACACGGGACGAGGUGCACGCAGCAGCAGUGGAAAGGGACAAAACUUGUGGUAAGAAACAAGCAAAUUCACAACAUCUUUCGUCCGGAAAAUGAGUGAAGUCAGUGUCAAUACCAAGUAUUGAUGUUUUUGAGUAUGGGUGCAGUUUUUCAUAUUUUGCUGAAGAUUUCGUUCGUUGAUCUAUGGGCACUUCUCAUGAAACUGAUGAUUUUUGACGAUUGGAAAUUGAUUGAGUUGGCACCCAGCUGUUUUGAGUUACAAAACACAAUGGCUGAAUGCGGAAGUGUAAUCCAAAUACCACAAUGUUGACAUGUAAUUUCUGACAGGAAAAUGUCCUUGGGCUGUGACAACUUUUAGCCAUGGACUCCCAAGGUGGAACUGGAAGUGUAACUGGCAGUAUUGAUAACAUGCCAUUAAAACUAGAAGAAAGGGUGCAGGAUUUAACAUUAGAGUUAGACGGCACGAUGAGUAACAAUGUUGGAAAGGUCAAAGAGAUUUCUGCUGCUGAAACUGGUGAGCAUGGUGAGCUGUCAAGAGGCAUGGGCAAGGCACCACCGUCACAGGUUACUGUUGUCUCUGUGAGCCAAGGAACCCACCCAGAACACCAUAAGAUAAAUGGAGGUUCGGACUUGUGUUUUGAAGAGGUGGAGCUGGGAUCGAACAGUGUUGAGAACAGUCUUAAAGAUGAGUCCGCAGACGAAGUAAGAAUAGUGAAAAGAAAAGUCUUUCCAAGUUCAUCGAGGGCAGUUGAGGAGCGAGGGGAUCUUCCAAGUCUCUCUGCGGCGCCUGUGAAUCAUGAAUCGGUCAAAAGAACUAGUGUAGAGACGUCAAACUCAAUGGAAGCUACCGAGGCUAGUUCAUGUACAGCAAUAAGAAGGGAUCUUGCCAUAAGUGGACUUACAACUGCUGCAAAAAGUAAAGAUGCAAUAAUCUCAGAUCAGGAUUUAGUAUUACGACACCAAUACGAACGGACACCAGGGGAUGGGGCAGAGAACCCAUUGGACGCAUUUGUAGCGCCCUCAACUCAAACAAACAGUGAUACAUUAUCCAAUACUGCGUUGUCAGAGUCGGAUGAAGAGUCCCAUUCAACUGACUUGCAUCCAGCAGUGUUGGACGUAACAAGCAGCGAGGAGCAUAUCUUGGGCGAUCUUGAACUCCAAGAUGAAAAUCCCUCGUCUCCUGCAACCAUCGAUGUUGUCACUCUCAGCCCCCAGGAAUUUGUUAGCUCUAACCUUAAAAGACCCAAAUCACUCGAAGGUUGUUUUAAUCUUGACGCAAACAGCCCCAGAUGGACCUCCCCAGAUAAGUCUCACUCCCUUAGAACAACUCCCUCCGCCAGUACCCCACGUUUUCUUGAUGAAUUCACCGAAGCAGGCAAGGCUGCUACGGAUCAGCUUCAAGAAACUCUCUCCGGAUUGGCACAAGAGGGCCAAUUUGACUCCAAGAACCCCCGCCUGUCUGGUAUCCUUCAACAUGAGCUCAGAUCGAGGGCUUCGUUCACGAGCGUCUCAAGCCUGAGCACUGACUAUUCAUCAUCUCUUGCCACGGACGAUCUUAGCGACACGAGGGAAAGCUUAGAGCCAGGCUUUGUGGAAGUGAGUCUUCAUAAUCAAACAAGCACAGGAGAUCACUGGGCCUUUGCGACCCAAGGAGCCAAACCCAAGAAGAGAGGCUUAGCUGGGUUCUUAUCAAGAAAUCUAUUUCCAUGGAAAUCAUCGGGUAAAUCUGUAGCUGUCGAGCAGGCUGACGGGCCGACAGGCACAGGAUGGAAGCUGUUCAGCCGUAGUCCUGCCAAACAGGCCGUACAGAGUAAGCAGUUUGAUGUGGAGUACCCACCUAAGGGAAAGACACACCCCCCUUCGCUGUCUUUGAACUGGCGGAAGAAGCAAUCGGGUAUGAGGCCUGCGUCUUCCACGACGGCGUUGAUCCUUGAGAAUAGACCUCUGAAUCUGCCAGCCAAAAACCCAGACGAGGAACAAAAACACAAAGAGCAGUAUGAGGAGAUGGUCAAAGGAGCUAAACAAAAAGAGAUGAAGGUUUACAAGCAGCAGAUGAAGAAACUUGCCAAACAGCUCAAGUACGAGGAAGGAAUCAAGACAUUGCUGCACGUAUGGCAAGCGGAUAUCUUAAAGGGAUGGGACACUGUCAAAGGUAAUAAGAAGACUCGAGACAUGUGGUGGCAGGGGAUCCCACCAAGCAUCCGCGGUAAAGUCUGGAUGUUGGCCAUCGGUAACGAACUCAACAUCACCCCGGAACUCUUUGAGAUCUUCUUAGCGAGGGCCAAGGACAGGAUCAAGGUGUUUAGCGAACCGGACAUCGAAGAUGCUGAGGAAGUUCAUGAGGCCAGCAGAGAGGACAGUGUUGAUGUUAUCCGACUUGAUGUAUCUCGUACUUUUCCCCAUCUGUGUAUUUAUCAAAAGGGAGGUCCCUACUUUGAUCGUCUUCACAGUGUAUUAGGUGCUUAUGCAUGUUACAGACCAGAUAUUGGUUAUGUACAAGGUAUGUCAUUCAUCGCAGCAGUUUUUCUGCUGUACUUAGAGCCUGCUGACGCUUUCUGCUGUUUUGCUAAUGUUCUCAACAAGUCUUGCCAACUUGCCUUCUUCCGUCUAGAUCAGCCUGUGAUGCAGUCGUAUUUUGAUACGUACGAGGAAUACUUUGAGGAUAAUCUUCCUGAUCUGUACAACCAUUUUAAGAACCAGUGCCUUACCCCCGACCUUUACAUCAUUGACUGGAUGUACACCUUAUAUACCAAGUCACUUCCUUUAGACGUUGCCUGCCGCUUCCUAGAUGUCUUCUUCAGGGAUGGGGAGGAGUUCAUUUUCAGAACAGCUCUAGGUAUUCUCCAUCUCUACGAGGACAUCCUUCUUUCUUUAGAGUUCAUUCAAAUCGCUCAGUUCCUCACUAAGCUCCCGCUCAUCGAGUGUGAGGUCCUCUUUAGGAGUAUUGAAGUUAUCGAUAUACAUCAGAAGAAGUUUAGUCAGGUGUUGACGAAUCACAUGGCCAACAAUAGCCACAAUCAGUAGCGUCUGCAAUCAGCCUAAGACCAACGAGCCACUGGCAGUCGAAAACCAUAGAAAUAGAAUCCGAAGAACGCUGAGUGUCUCAUUGGGCGUGCGGUUUCGUUGUGAGACCAUUUUUAUGGAUGCGCAUACGGCAUUUUUGUGUGGGAGUAGGGCAAUAGGGCAAUUGACCAAUGAACACACUAGAGACGGUCUAUGUGCACUGACAUCUUGCCAUUUUGCCAAACACGCGUGUCACGCGAUGAUCAUUUUGACAUACACGCAGAUCGCGGAUCUCCACGCCAUGAAGGCCUUGACUUGGUCGGCCUUGCAAUGACACAAAAAAACAGUCCGUGCCAGGCUUUGUAGGAUUAUGCUGCACUUGAGCUAUGACUAUUCGGAACAUGUCAGUCGCUGUUUUUUUAUUAUUAUGACCCUAGUUCAAAAUAAUCGCAUCAAUCGCUGGAAAAAAAAUCAAGCCGGAAGAGUAAAAUAAUUCUGUUCCCGACAGCCUAGAACCAAUUAAUAAAUUUAACAUUGAGAACUGUAAAGGUCUUGAUUGGUUUUGUUUUGCAUUACAGACCAGUGUAAGGUUGCGCACCAAUAUGCGUUUUGGUUAUUAAUGCUGGUCUUUGGUCGGGGGUGACCCAUGGCGCACGUGUAAGCUAGAAUAUGUGAGCCUGUCCAAUGGCAUUCUGCACAACUCUGCUGCGCGCCAAGCAUACGCGCACACAUGUCAGACUUUAUUUUGUCAGACUUUUGGUGGCGCAAUGGGUUGUGAUUGGUCAAUACGCAAUGGGGCAGAGCUUAAUGGAUCGGUCUAUUCCAACGUUUCUAUGAUAGUCAUGGCUGUGACUAGGUCCCCUGUGUCUGUACUUUUAAAUGGAAGCCAUAUUCAGCAGCCACAGCCAAGAUCCAAAGCCAUUAACUUUUCCUGUAGCUGUUAGUUUUCAAGUAUCAUACAGGAGGGAAACUGACCUGGGGAAAUUUCUUUAAAAGUUUUAGUUGAACAAAUACAAACUCACUAGAUCAGGUUUUAACCAUGCGACUUCCAGAUGAAUGUGCGGGCGCUCUACUUUAACAACUGAGCCAUUUAGCCCUAAUGUUGUAGAGUUUCCCUUAUUUGUCAAUAUCUUUGUUCGCUGUAGUUUUUUUGUACUGUGUAAGUACGUUUUUUGUUUUUUUCAUGCUUUGUGUGUGUGAGUGUGUUAGCAGAAAAUGUAUCGGAAUUGCAUAAGGUAUUUGUAAAAAUUGAAGAGCGCAUGGUGUAAGGGGAUGUUGGGGCGGAGGUUAAAUGUCGUCAUGAUUUUUUUCGGCAAAGAUUUUAUGCAAAGAGGCUUUGUUACAUCAACGAAACUACUGUACAGAUAAUUUAUGGCUUGUAUUAUUCAGAAGUUAGUUUCAAGUUAGGAGGUCAUUUAUUAAAGAGCUAUGAUUUUGAUAAACCCAGUGGGUUCGAAUCCCACCCAAGUAACAUGCCUGUGAUAUUUCUUCACAGGACUCGGGGAAAGUUCUGAGUUUACAGUGCCAGUACACAUCGGUAUAUGGGUAAAAAAAAAUAAAAAAUAUAGCGCUUGCACAGUAAGACAUAAGACAUAAAAACUUAACAAACUUUAUUAUUCUCCAGAAAGAAGAAAUUAUAUUGCACGCACAGGUUUAAAAAGCACCACCAAAA
This is a messenger RNA of Asterias rubens (European starfish), 4679 nucleotides long. Its product is annotated as TBC1 domain family member 14-like. Lineage: Eukaryota; Metazoa; Echinodermata; Asteroidea; Forcipulatida; Asteriidae. The record is from RefSeq and is a predicted model, not a curated record. The coding region runs from base 365 to 3028 and encodes 887 amino acids. The transcript has 11 exons.